AUGCAAAAGCUUGCAGGAGAAAGACAAACGCCGGUUGGUGGGAGUUCGGGCAAUGCAGCGGUAUCCAAUCUUUCCAGUGCGCUUCGCCAAGUCAAUCUAGGGAAUAGUAACACCACUACAGAUCAAAGCAACAUUAGUUUUGAUUAUCGGAGCCGAAUGACCCGCCAGCAACUGCUCGAUGAGGUACAGCGGAACAACUUGAGCGCACAACAAGCGGAUGAACUUCUCCGUCAGCAUGCUCAGCAACAAGAACAGAUCCAACAAGCUCAGCAACAGCUUCUUCAGCAGCAACAACAAGCCAACCAGCAAGCUCAGCAGCAACAACAACAACAGCAACAACAGCAGUACAUGGGUCCGGCCCAAAUCGACAGCUCCAGGAUCACAAAAUUCUUCCAAAACCAGCCCGAAGAGGGCUACACCCUCUUCUCACACAGAUCUGCACCUAACGGUUUUAAAGUAUCCAUUACACUAAGUGAACUGAAUUUGCCUUACAAUACGAUUUUCUUGGACUUCAACUUGGGCGAACAUAGGGCCCCGGACUUCGUGGCCAUUAACCCAAACGCCCGCGUUCCUGCGUUAAUUGAUCACAGCAUGGACAACUUGGCUAUAUGGGAAUCUGGGGCCAUAAUUCUCCACCUUGCGAACCGUUACUAUCGUGAAACCGGUGAACCACUUCUGUGGUCGGAUAAUAUGGCAGACCAAUCUCAAAUCACCGCAUGGCUAUUUUUCCAAACAUCAGGGCAUGCCCCAAUGAUUGGCCAGGCUUUGCAUUUCAGAUACUUCCAUUCUCAAAAGGUACAGAGUGCCGUGGACAGAUAUACGGACGAAGUACGGAGGGUAUAUGGGGUCGUAGAGAUGGCUCUGGCUGAGCGGAGGGAAGCCUUGAUCAUGGAGUUAGAUACUGAAAACGCAGCAGCAUAUUCGGCAGGAACAACGCCUUUGUCACGCAGUCGAUUCUUCGAUUACCCAGUAUGGCUAGUUGGUGAGAAGAUAUCGGUUGCAGACUUAUCGUUUGUGCCUUGGAAUAACGUUGUUGACCGUAUCGGCAUAAAUAUCAAACUUGAAUUUCCGGAAGUUUACAAGUGGACAAAGCAUAUGAUGAGAAGGCCUGCAGUGAUCAAAGCUCUUCGUGGGGAAUAA
This is a messenger RNA of Lachancea nothofagi CBS 11611, 1140 nucleotides long. NCBI's taxonomy places the organism in Eukaryota, Fungi, Ascomycota, Saccharomycetes, Saccharomycetales, Saccharomycetaceae. The record is from the annotation of a GenBank genome assembly.